AUGGUACGCGCGUGUAGGAUGAUGCUGGGACCAAGCCAGCGCCGGGUCCUGGUGGUUUUAGUGGCCGUCUUGCUCUGUGCGCACGCGGUUCGCGGCUUCGUCACGACGGCAGGGCAGCACUUCGUGAACGAGCGAUGCGAGGAAUAUUUCGUCGCCGGGUGGAAUGAGUGGAAGGUCAUGGAGACGGCGAGCAGCGAUCCCGGAGCACUGCGUACCAAGCUGCAGCGCGCCUCGCGAGCGGGCUUCAACGUCCUGCGCUUCUUCGCGCAUGGGUCGGACGACGACUUCGUCCUUCAGGCCCGGCCUGGCGAAUACAACGAGGCCGCGUGGGUCGGUAUCGACCGCGCACUGUUCGAGUUAAGCCAACUGCAAAUGAAGGCGAUCCUCAGCUUCUCGAACAUGUGGAAAGCGCCGGACGGGAAGAAGACGUUCGUGUCGUGGAGGUCGUCCGAGCAGGGGGUCAUCUGCGACAUCGACGCGUGCCGCGGCGGGGACGACGACCAGGAGUUCGAGUGCCUGGCCGCGAACUGCCCCUCCGAGGACGAAUUCUUCAAGCGCGAGAGCAUCGUGGAACUCUACAAGGCGCACAUCAACGCCACGCUGCACCGCAUCAACUCCCUCACAGGCGUUGCGUACAAGGACGACCCCACAAUCUUCGCAUGGGACGUCAUGAACGAGCCGAACGCCGUUGUGUGCCGGCGAGGGCUGCGGCCUGCGCGCGCGUGCGUGUCCCUCGUUGACGACUGGAUUGCACGCAUCAGCGCCUACAUCAAAAGCAUCGAUUCGCGGCACAUGGUGACCACGGGAGUCGAGGGAUACUACGGGCCGGAGGAGACGCCCGCCCGGCGCGCUGCGAACCCGCAGCCGACUGACAGCGGGCCGUUCUCCCCCCUCGACUGGCCGACCAAGGCGGGCCAGUCGUUCCUGCUGAACCACAGGCACCCGACCAUCGACUUCGCGGUGUUUCAUGCCUGGCCUGAUAACUGGCGGAGCGCCACGCUCGAGUUCCAAGAUCGGUGGCUCGCGCAGCACCUGCGCGACAGCGCCGCACUUGGCAAGCCCGUCAUCGUCGAGGAGUUCGGGAAGGUCGCUGAUCGCAACAAAGCGGGCGACAUUGCCGCGACGCGCGACCCGUUCUUCGCCCAGGUGUACAACGCCACGAACGAGUCGAUCGCCAGUGGCGGCGCGCUCAAGGCGAGUUCUGCGGCCUGA
This is a messenger RNA of Pedinophyceae sp. YPF-701, 1212 nucleotides long. The record is from the annotation of a GenBank genome assembly. Lineage: Eukaryota; Viridiplantae; Chlorophyta; Pedinophyceae.